Messenger RNA from Bombus terrestris (buff-tailed bumblebee), 7842 nucleotides. Its product is annotated as signal transducer and activator of transcription C-like. The record is from RefSeq and is a predicted model, not a curated record. The coding region runs from base 886 to 2754 and encodes 622 amino acids. Lineage: Eukaryota; Metazoa; Arthropoda; Insecta; Hymenoptera; Apidae. The transcript has 5 exons.
UCCUCUGGUAUAUAUAUUUUACGUCACCAUUAAGAUAAGUAAUACAUUUUUUGAAAUGAUACCGAAUGUUGAGUACUUGCAUUAAUAGUUCAAACAUUGAGUACUUGAUGAUUUAAGGUUAAAUACUUGAGAGAUAAUACGUACUAAGUGUUUGAGAAUACUUUUGUAGAAAAUAUGUUAGUUUAAUUUCGGCGGGUAACACAUAUGUGUCUUUUUCCAUUUUUCUUUCGUCUCUUUUCCCCUUUUUUAACCCUUCGCUUCUAUGAUUAUAUUUCCUGCCACACCCUUUCACCCUUGAUAAUCGCUUUCUUACUUUCUUUACUUUCUUUUCCUUUUUUUCAUACAUCGGACUAUGAUCAUUAAGGAGAUAUAACAUAACUUGAAAAUCACUUGGUUUUUUAAGCAAUAACCAACUUCAACGAUACUUUAUCCUAAUUCUUACUCUACGUUAGAAUCUUAUUCUUUCUAUAUCUAUGAAAUUGAGAACAAUAAGAAGUAACGAUCAAGAGAUUUCCAAAGUCUUAAAAUAUUUAACAUUCUUAAUAGUAUUUAUACAAAUGACAGAUUACAAUCGCCGUAUUAACAAUAGUGUCAAUUAUAAGUGUAGCAUCAACGAUCAGAGGAUUCACUUCUCAAUACUCAAUUGUCCAAACCAUUCUAUCCGAAGAACGUUUCAAACAUUUCAAGCAGAUUUCAAGAUACUCGAAAAUUUACGAGAAUAUAGCGGAGGAAGCGAUUCUUAAUUCGACGCGUUUCUCGCUCGAUCGUUUCAUACACGUGGAUCAACAUCGUGGACCCCUCCUCUUUCACGGAACUAUCGCUACUUGAAGAUCAUCUUCCUGAGUAAAAGCCGCGUGCUAACCGAAUGUCGGCACAGACAGCAUCAUGAGCUUGGUAACGCUAGUGUUUCUAUUGGCGACAGUGUCGAUCACCCUGACGAACUCUCAAGAGACAGGGAUCCCUGACAAGAGUUUGGAUGUGACCCAAGCACCAAUAAAACUGGACAAAAACCUUCGCCGAGCUCUCUUGAAAGCCCUGACCGACUUAGAGGCCGAAUCUGCUGAGCAGCGCAAAGAGGAAUCGGAAAGCAUCGCUCAAAGAGACACGAGCGCCUUUGAGGUUGUAGCAAAGCAGAAUCUGAACGAUGAUCUUGGCGCGCAGAAAACUAAGUUCUCGUUCAAGAGUUUCCCAAGCGACGACGAUAUACCGAGCGAAGAUAAACUGCAGAAUUCUAGUUUCAUCGACGCCGUUCAUUACGUAACUUUGAAGUCACCAAUAAUGAACAUCGAGAAAGCCACGCAAGAAGACGCUAGGAGCUUCCAUGUACAAAACGUGAUACUACCGGUGAAAAAUCCAGCGAACUUCGGAAUUAAAACCGAACCCAAGGUGCAACAGAAAGAGAAAACGACACAAGCCACGUUUUCAGUGCAUAAAGUGGAGAGCUUAACUUUGAAACCAGCAACUGAGAUCUCUGAGAGUUUAGCAGGAAGCGCUUCCAAUGGAAUUGCCACUGCCAAUGCCUUGGUUGCUCCAAAACCAACUGAAAUCACUCCUACAGUGUCAACAAGAAAGAACGUAACAGUGAUCGAGUCUAACGACUCUAAAGACAAAACAGAGGAAGUUAAGAUUUUCCAGGCACCCUUGGUAGCAGCGUUUACCGUGCAACAGGAUGAACAAGGUGUACCCAAAAGCGUGGUUCCAAUAUUUAGAUCUCCCAACGAUGGACAAGCGCUAACUCUCCAAGAGCAGUUGGAAUUUAAACAGCAGCUUCUGGAGAAGCAAUUGGCAGAACUUCAGCAGCAACAGAUCCAGCAGACACAGUUUUUGGUGAGGCAACAGCAAUUGUACGAGCAACAACUGAGACAGAAGCAACAGCACCAGUUUUAUCUGCAGGAACAAGCUAGAAUUAAGCAACUAGAGGAACAAGCUAGGAUUAAACAAUUAGAAGAACAAACUAGAAUCAAACAAUUGGAGGAGCAAACUAAACUGAAACGACUGGAAGAACAGGCUAGAUUCAAACAGUUAGAGGAGCAACGUUUUAAGUUUGAGGAGCAGAGACUGAAUAGAUUCCAGCCUCAGCGUCCUAUACCUCAAAAGCAGUCCUUCUUUGAACAGAGCAAUAACAUCUUAAGCUUCCAGCCUCCUGUUGAAUCGAACGUUCACCUGCAGCCUAGUUUGGCUCUGGAAGUACCAAACGUUGACGCGUCUCCAGCUUUCCAGUCAACUUUCCAACCAGACCAACGUCUGCAACCAUUCAGACAACAGCCACAGGCACACCAUCAGCUUCAACAACAGCAACUGCCGCAGUUACCUCAACCACAGCAAUUGCAACAAUUGCAACAACUUCCGCAACCUCAACAGUUGCAACCACCCCAGCAGCACCAGAGACUGCAACAGAGCUUCGGCUCUUUCUCGAACGAUUUCCAGCCUUCGUUGACACCUGCGUCGAGGUUUAAUAGACAGGAAGCCUUUAAUUCUAUUGGAAAUUUUGGAUUCAACGUGGACAAUAAAGCGAAUACCGCAAAUGUUCGCUUUAAUCCUCCACACAGGACUCCAGGGAACUUCUUUUCUUUCACGCAGUUCAAGUCUCAGGCGCACCCUCCCACGCCGGCCAGGCAGAUUCAACAGCUUCUUUAUCAGUCUGGAAUAGCCGGAGAUCCGAACAAUGCGCAAGGGAUUGGAAGUCCUGAAGAUUUAAACAUCGUUUCCAAAGUUCUGGCAUUGAACGUGGGCGCCGUGCCGAAUAAGAAUUAGUUCAUGACCGUCAUUGGAGAAGACAUCCGCGCGAAGAAAGAAGAAGGAGAAGGCUGAAGUUAGACGAGUCAUGUAAAUCGCUGCAGGACGAUAUUAGCAAGGUGAAAUCAAGCUCCCACUUUUUCCCUUCCUUAUCCUCUUUAGCCGCCUUCUUCAUCUCCAAUCUAACGUAUGUACCGUGUACGAAUUUUUCUCUAGAUAGUGAUGGCGAAAAUGUCGUGUUAAUUCGUAUUCAUAUUUAUCUUCGAAUAGAUAGAAGUUGGAGAUGUUUUAUUAGUUAAAUUUCCGGUCGUCAUUAGAUAUUUGGUUUCUUUCUCGAUAUUGGUACAUGAAUAUUAAAGAUUAGAUACUGAUUAUAGUAGAACUUCAUUUAACUGAACUCAUUGGAGAAUAAAUGGCAACUAAGAAACAGCAUUCCGAUAGAAAAGGAAUAAUAAUUCAUUGAAAAUAGACAACGAAAAAACGAGAGAAUUUAUAAUACUAAUAUAUUUUAUAUCUUGCCUGAAUCACGUGCUACGUUAUGAAAGGAUUAAUCAAACUUCUCGCGUUUUAAUAUCGAGUCAUUCAUAGGAUCAAAGAUACAGACUAUACUCGUACGAAAAUCCACUUUUAACUCUGCAUUUAAUUUCAAACUAAGAAUUCCUGAAUACAAAUUGCAUGCGAUAUUUUGCACAAAAAAGAUAUGAAUAUUUUGAGAUAAAUAGCUAAUACUCAUGGAAAAAAUUAUAUACCGCAAGGGGGUUAAUAAUUCAAUUACCGAUACUAGUUCGACCAACGGUAAAAAUUCGGAAUAACGUCGGUUAUUCGCCAAGAUAUUUUCUGUCCGAAGGUUUCGUCGGAUGGAAUGCAUCAGGUGUAUUGCAAUCAACGAGCAUGAGCGCGAUCUCGAGCAAUUCCGAGUGAAAUCGAACCGAAACCGUUCGCAUAACAACCGUGCAACAACUCACUGAUCCCAAGGUGCGUGGGAUCGAAACAAUUCCCGAAGAAAAACGCGACUUUCCACCGGUGUCAUCGCAAUAAGGAAGUCCUUAACAGAUCUUGAUGAUAUUAAUUAAAAUCGAGAAGAUUUUUAGCUUAAGGAUUCAUUCGUUUGCACCACACGCAUAAAUUAUGGGAAUUACAUAACCUUAAAUCCGCGUUACAACACGCAGAUUCUGUACAUAAUCGCACGAUCCCUUAUACCCUAACCUCAAUUUCGCUUUCUUUCUCCUCGUUUCCUUCUCUUUUUCUCUCUUCAUCUUUCUCUCUUUAUCUUCCUCUCCUCUUCUCCACUAUUGUACUAUCAAGUUUCGUCACGGUUGUCCGUGAAAUGUGCUCAAUCGUAAAGAACCGAGCACCGUGAAAUUCCUUUACGGUCUGCGUGGAGGCUCGAAACUGAGUUUUUCGUUGAUGGGAUACUGAUCGGUGUAAAGAUAGCGUGGAGGGAUUUAGACGGUGUUCGAGGGACUUUACUGGUAAUAAUUAUUGUUAAUGUAAGACGUGCAAGGAAUAAGAGGAUGGCGAGUAACUUGCAGAGUAUCAAGGAAGGUAUUUGUUGGUCAAACGUGGUGUCGGUGGUGGAAAAUAAAUAAUUAUCGCCCCUUAUAUGUUUUUGUUACAAAAAAGAUUAGAUUAUAACGAAUACUAUUUCUUAAUUAAAUUUUAAUUCACUAUAGAAUCAGAGAUUUCAUUGAUACUGAUGUAACCAUUAGUCGAUUAAUAUAAUGAUUCCUGGAUUUCAGAUUAAGAAAAUUAGCUACAACUCUGUUCCCUUGCUAGAAAAUAAAAUUUUGUUUCUAGGAGGUUAAUUAAAAUACGAAAUGCUAUCAUACUUCAAGUACUUUUUGAAAUUAUAAAAACAAUGGUGCGUUACUAGGGAAACUAUAGUUGUUAAAACUUCUAAAAUACAUAUUACGAUACAGGUGGAUUAUAAUUCUUUAAGAAGAAAGACAAAUAAUCUUAUUAGAAAAAAUCUCAUAUCUUUCCGUUUGAAACUGAUAAAAUUUUUACUCAAGUUUCAUACUAAAAUUUCAAAAACCUUGGCACAAUUUUCAAAUCGCUAAAUCCACAGAUCGCUAAUGCCACAGAUGUGAAUAUUAAUUAGUCAUUUGUUUUCCACCGCCGAGCACGAUUUUUCAUCAAAAGGAACAAUAGCAAAUACAAAAGAGACCUAUAACCACUCUGCACAACAGCCAAAGCCAAAAUUCUUGUGCAAUCAAGUUUUUUUUGCAUCAUCGCGUUAAAAUCGUCUCUAUUUCACAGCAGUCAAUAUAAGAUGUUUCUGCUACAACGAAUAAUCAUAAUAUACACGAUAAGACAGCAGUUUAGAUAAAAUGUUUCUGCAACGACGAACAACCAUACUAUACACGAUAACACGCAGUAUAACUACUGCCCCGGCCGAGGCCAUUAUUUAUCUAGAUGUACUUACUAGUUAUAUGUAGUCUGUUUCAAUAGUAAUAAGAUUGCUUGCCUUAUAAGUCCAGGUUUAUGGUUCUAAUUAGAUCUAAGUAAAUUAAUAUGAUCUUUGAAGCACAUUAAAGUGUUUUGGUUAUAUAAAAGUUUGGUAUAUAUCAUUUAUUUGAUGAAAGAAUUUUUUUUAUAGAUUUUUAUGAGAUUUUUUAAUGGAAAAAUAUGUGAGUGGGUGUGUUUGAAGUUUUAUAUAUUUUUUUAAUUGGUACUUACAAUUACGGUCUAAACUCUAAACAUAAACAAAACGAAAGUCUAAUACUAUAAUACGUUAGUCGUAUAUGGUCAGAAAUUGUGAACAAUCAACUGUGCAAAGUUAUAAUAAUAUAUACAGUAAAAUAGAAAGAACCUCUACGAAUCUACUAAAGACAAGAAAUAACAAAUUAUGAAGUUACUCUUGCAACAGACUACGCAUACAGUGUGUUCGAUUUAAGUGUAUACGCGUUAAUAUUUCUCUAACUAUAAAAGUACACAAAAUUUUUCCUACAAAAUUUGAUUCGAUGGAAAAGUAGAAAUAGAACUUUUAAUCAAUAAUAUAUUCCAUUUUUGCUAAUCUACUGAACAUUUCAAGGCGCGUUUAACAGCUUAUAUUAAACCGCAUCUUUGAACAAAAAUUUAUUAAAUAUCCCUCUAAGUAUUAAUACCUAGUUUGAGUAAUAUUAUUUACUCAUACUUUAGAAACAAUAGAGUGAUAAUAUCCUAAAACACGUUUAUUUGGAAAAUAACAGCUAUAUAUUUAGUUAAUUAGUGUUUCUAUUCGACUUACAAAUAAUUCCAUACCAUUCAACUAUUCUUAUAAAAUGUGACAUAUAUAUCAGUGACAUAUAUUAAAUUCAUGUAAUAUCUAUCCCUCCUGAACCUGUCAAACAAGUUAGGUUAAAGAAAUAGUAGCGUGUAUACAAUGAAAACGAACAUUCUAAAAAGUAUCUAAACCGCCGGACGUCGGCACUGCGAGAAUUCAACUCUCCUGAGAUCAAGGGUCUCGCAAAAUCGUGCAUCCAGCCAUGCUUCAGAAUUGAAAAUACCUCGCCGACUGUAAAUAAACUUUCGCCACGAAAGACGCCUCACAAUACCACCAGGGAAGAGUCGCAGGGCAAGUGUGUGUACGUGCAUGUCCUCAAUUUCACAAACGUUUGGCAUAGAUUCGUGAUUUUCUCUCUGGCGUACGGAUCGAUGGAUCUCGUGUGACCUGAGAGCCGACGUAAAUCGAUAUUCAGGAAACGAUAAGUUGGGCUUACUUGUUAUUAUUAAUGCUAGAAUUACCAAACCAGUCAAAAUAAUUGUUCUUAUAAUUGCUACAAAUAACUGAUUAGAUGAAUAACAAGAAAUGUGAAAAUUGGCUAUAGUACACUAUAAGAUAAUAAAACAAUUGGUAAUUCUUUUAUGAAAAUAUUUGGAUAAAUACCACAAUAGUAUUUGAUGAGAUAUCUUUUCAGUUGUAGUAAAUAUAUUAUAGUUGAGUACAUAUUAGAGGUUGGUAAUUCCAGUAUGAGAUUAAUUGUACUUUAUGUCAUAGAAUUAUCAAACUUGAGUCUUCUUUGUGUAAUAAUUUUGCUCAGAUAGGGAUUAUUCAAUCCCUGAAAGCAUCAGUUUUGAUAAUUAUAUGAUAUUAAACCGUGAAAAUUUAAACUAAAGAACAAUGGCAAUUAUUUGCGAAUAAUAUUAUAAAUAUGAAGAUCUAUAUUUAUAAAAGAAAAUAAUCUCUUUUUUAAGUUUGUAUUCCUGUUGAAAAUUUUGGGAAUUGUUUGUAAGGAGGACAACGAAACGAAACGUGUGUGGGAAGCACUUUAUGCGAGACGAAUGAAGAGGAAUUUAUACAGCGAAAACAAAAGCGUGUAUAGGUUGUUUUUCAACGUGUGUUAAGACUUGAACUUAUGUUAAAAGUUAAUAUAUAACAUUAGAAUAGAUAAUGUUAGACGUAAUCGACAAGUUUUGCUUGUAAUUUAUCUGACGCCAAACUAUUACAAUUCUUUGUAAAAAUGUUAAUAAACUAAUUCGUUUAAAAAAGUAAUAUAUCACUCAUUCCAUUCGUACGUAACAGUAAAAUAACUUCUCUUUUAAGAAGUAAAAUUAUUUUUUUAUAAUAAUGAAUUUCAUAAUCUUUAGGUUAUUUUCACUGAUUUUAUAAAUUUAAUCUUCUAUAGAUCUUUGAUAAUGAAAGAUUGAUAAUAAAAGAUAUAAUGCCAACAAUGUCGAAUAAAAGAAUGGUAUUUUGGCUUUAUUAACGUUACUAGGAUCUAAUAUUAAAAUGAAAUUAUUAUAACAGAGAAUUUAAGAACUUAUUUGACUGGUCAUUACAAGUUAGAAGAUCAUAUUGUGAAUAUUGAAUUUCAUUCAUGCAAUACGUAUUAUCUGUUCAUUUGAGACGGAUUAGACAAUGUGUAAUUAGAAAAUAAUAUUCAAUUUUACACCCACUAUGGAAACGCAGAUAGAUACUAAUGCCAUCUACGAUGGUUGUGAUAAAACGUAACAAAACAAAUAUGGCAGAAGACAAGAUUGGUUCAUUGGAAGAGGAAGCUUUGAAACGAAAAGAACGCUUGCAAGCUUUGAAAAAGAAAACCGAGGAUAACAAAGAAAACCAAAAUGAUAGUGCUAGUACGUUACCAAAACCGAAAUUUCGGAGUUAUAAACCACAGGAUGACA